Messenger RNA from Adineta steineri, 354 nucleotides. NCBI's taxonomy places the organism in Eukaryota, Metazoa, Rotifera, Eurotatoria, Adinetida, Adinetidae. The record is from the annotation of a GenBank genome assembly.
AUGGAUAUGUACCAAGAUCGUGCAGAUAUGAUAACUAUUUAUAUAGAAGAAGCGCAUGCCGCUGACGAAUGGCCAAUAGGUAGUCGAAUAUGUUAUGUACAACCGAAAACAGAUGUUGAUCGAAUUAAUAUAGCAAAUGAUUUUAUUCAAGCAACAGAAUAUCGUCUACCAUUACUAAUAGAUCCUGUAUCUCGAAAUAAUCCAUUUAGUCAAGUAUAUAAUCCAUGGCCAAUUCGAUUUUAUGUGAUAGAUGGAACGAUGAAGUUUAGUUACAUCGCUCAACCAAUCGAAGGUUCAUAUCCAUUGGAAUUGAUUAAGAAUGCACUCGAUCAAGUUCUUCAACAAUGUCAAUAA